Molecule: messenger RNA, 3098 nt
Organism: Oncorhynchus nerka (sockeye salmon)
Lineage: Eukaryota; Metazoa; Chordata; Actinopteri; Salmoniformes; Salmonidae
Product: voltage-dependent calcium channel gamma-7 subunit-like
Exons: 6
Coding region: 213-1238 (341 amino acids)
Biological process (GO): calcium ion transport; regulation of AMPA receptor activity; neurotransmitter receptor internalization
Cellular component (GO): AMPA glutamate receptor complex; postsynaptic density membrane
Molecular function (GO): channel regulator activity; voltage-gated calcium channel activity
Source: RefSeq, a predicted model, not a curated record
AUAGUGAGAGUGAAAAAGAGCGGGAGUUGGAGAUUGAGAGGAUGGGUAAAGGAGCGUAAAGGGGUAACACACACAAUCGAGAGAGGGAGUGAAAGAGGGAGCAGAGUGAUAGAGAGAGAGAACUGUGAAAUCAGCCAACACUCCCAGACGCGAGGUUCUUGAUUACUGUCAAGCGCGCACACCAUUCGGAUAUCACUCCUGUGACAGCCAGGAUGAGUUCGUGCAGUAGCAGAGCGCUGACCAUCCUGUCCACGGUGUUUGGGGCGUGUGGUCUGCUGCUGGUGGGCGUGGCUGUGUCUACAGACUACUGGCUGUUGAUGGAGGAGGGCAUCGUGCUGCAGCAGAACCAGAGCAUGGAGGUCAAGAUGGCCCUGCACUCUGGCCUCUGGAGGGUCUGCUUCGUGGCUGGGACAGAGAACGGGAGAUGUGUGGCGUCAGAGUAUUUCACUGAGCCAGAGAUAGAGAUCACCACAGAGAAUACUGCUAAUAUUCUGAAGAUGGUGCGGACGGCCACUCCGUUCCCCAUGGUGUCUCUGCUCUUCGUCUUCACGGCCUUUGUCAUCAGUAACAUCGGACACAUCCGGCCCCAGCGCACCAUCCUGGCCUUCGUCUCCGGGAUCUUCUUCAUCCUCUCAGGCCUGAGUCUGGUGGUGGGGCUGGUGCUCUACAUCUCCAGUAUUAAUGAUGAGGUGAUGAACAGACCGAGGGAGCCUGAACAGUUCUUCAACUACCACUACGGCUGGUCGUUUGCCUUCGCAGCCUCCUCCUUCCUACUCAAGGAGGGGGCUGGGGUGAUGUCAGUCUAUCUGUUUAUGAAGCGUUAUGCUGAGGAGGAGAUGUACCGCCCCCACCCAGCCCUCUACCGCCCCCGUCUGUCUGAGUGCAGCGACUACAGCGGCCAGUUCCUCCACCCUGAGACCUGGCCUCCUCCUAAGAGGGGCCGCAGUGACUCCCGGGCCUCCAGCGACAUCUCCAUCCAGAUCAACCAGACCCCCCCGCAGCCCACCAAAAAACCCCUGCAGGGCAACCAAGGUGGGGGCAUGGGGUCCAACAUGGGCCCUGGGUCUGGGUCCUCCUCUGGAGCUAGCUACCAGCUGCCCCCACCGUCUGGGGCCUACAACACCCACACACUCCAACACCAACACUCACACGGUAACUCCCAGGCUAUGGCCAUGCCCCCUUCCACCGGCCCCCCUCAUUACCACACACACAUGCACAUGGACGCCUCCCCCUGUUAGAGAGAGGGAGCAAGGGACAGAGGUGCACUGAUGGUGGCCUAUCACUCCCAUAGACACACACACAUUUAUGAUGAAAAACAAUAUACAGUAUAUAUAUAGAGAGAGUAAUGGUAUAGGGGGAGAUGGAGAGAGAUGGAGGGAGGUGUAGAUGGAGGUAGGGAGAUGCAGGCAGCUGGAGAUGGACAGAAAAGAGGGAGGGAGAAAGUAAGUGUGAAGAGCAAGAAAGAUGGAGUAAGUGUGAAAAGGGAGAAGGAUUCAGGGAUUAGAGUUAACAUACAUUUGGUAUUAAAAGCUGAGAGAUGGGCAGAGAGAGAGAAAGAGGGUUCAGGAGAGGUGGAGGAGUUGUCAAGGAUAGAGAGAUGAGGGGGGUGGAGAGAAAGUGACGGAGAAAAAAGUAUGUGAUUUCUUGAAAGACUUUAGAGGUUAGCAUCUGUGACAAAAGGGGCUGAGAGGGAGAAAGGAAGAGACAUUGAGAAUGAGAGAGACGGGGAGAGAGGGAGAGAGAGGGAGAAAGGGAGAGACAGGGAGAGAGGGAGAGACAGGGAGAAUGAGAGAGACAGGGAGAGAGGGAGAGAGGGAGAAAGGGAGAGACAGGGAGAAUGAGAGAGACUGGGAGAGGAAGAGAGAGGGAGAAAGGGAGAGACAGGGAGAAUGAGAGAGAGAGAGAGAGGGAGAAAGCGAGAGACAGGGAGAGAGGAAGAGACAGGGAGAAUGAGAGUGACAGGGAGAGAGGGAGAGAGAGGGAGAAAGGGAGAGAGAGGGAGAGAGAGAGAGGGAGAGAGAGGGAGAGAGAGGGAGAGAGUGGGAGAGAGAGGGAGAAAGGGAGAGACAGGGAGAAUGAGAGAGACUGGGAGAGGGAGAGAGAGGGAGAAAGGGAGAGAGAGGGAGAAAGGGAGCGACAGGGAGAAUGAGAGAGACUGGGAGAGGGAGAGAGAGGGAGAAAGGGAGAGACAGGGAGAAUGAGAGAGACAGGGAGAGAGGGAGAGACAGGGAGAGACAGAGAGAAUGAGAGAGACAGGGAGAGAGGGAGAAAGAGGGAGAGAGAGGGAGAAUGAGAGGCUGCAGCUAAACCUGAACCUACCGCAGUUCUGCGGAAACGAGGGAUUUGUAUUCACUUGAGAUGUACAACGCUAAACACUGUCUUUCACACACUUAUAUGUGCAUAGGUUUAUACAUAUACUUAUCCAUGGUAAUGAUAAUAAUAAUAACUUGAGUUAAAAUAAUAAAACAAUAUUAGAAUAUCUGUAAGAAUAUAUGAAUGUUUUUUUAAAUGUUUGAAUACACAUUAACAUGAAUAUGACGAUGUUCUGAAAUCUAUAGGGGAGAAUUCUACUGUAUUUGUAAAUAUAAUAUUAUAUAUCUAGCUGAAGUGAAUAUGAAUAUGUGUAUGUGACCCGGGGAGUGAGUGGAAUGAUAUUUGAAAGAUAAUUCAUUUUGAUCUUGAUGAUGUACAUAUUAUUGCAAAUAUAUACAAUUAUUGUAUAUGGUUGAAUUGCUGUGAAUUGACACAGUGUGACAGAGUCAGAACUGAAAUCAACCCAAAAUUUUACCCUGACAUUGGAUUUAGGUGGGUGAAGAAAAUACAUAAUUUCCUUAUGUUAAUGACUUUUCUCAAAUCCAGUCAAUUUUCCACAUUGAGUCAACAUCAUCACAUUAAAUUGUGUGGUUGAAAUGACGUGGAAACAACGUUGAUUCAACCAUUUUUUGCCCAGUGGGGUGUUUCAACAGUUUGGUACGAUGUGAAAGAACUGAACAGGAGAAAGCAAUAGCAUGGUAUACGUCCGUCAUAUAGUUUUUUCAUGUUCUAUAUCUCUAAGAACAGAUAGAGGAGAGGAGAGGAGAGGAGAGGAAAGGAGAGGA